AUGCUCAGAAAGCGUUUGAAUAAACACAAUCUAUGCUACAAAUUAGAGAAAGUUUUGCCGCUUGUAAAGAAAAGCAUUCCUGAAUUAUCAGGCUUGCCCUUAAGUUCAAUAAUAGUUGCUACAGCGUUUGCUUCUUCAAAAACUUUGGCAUCUGCUUUUCAUACUCCAGGUUGUCCCUUUUAUUCGAGACAGCUUCCGAUAACCGAGCUCAUGAGUGAUGCAACCUUACAAGACAAAAUAUGUGUUUCUUGCUUAAAGAAAGAAGUCCAUUUCUUAUCGUCUGAAGCCUUUUGUGAUGAUAUGGAAAUGAGAUGCAUUGCUGAAAGUUCUGAAGUCGAUCAGGUACCACGACAGCUGCUAUCUAAAAUUGUGAAUGAUUAUGGGUCAUUUUCAUCAUUUGUAGAAGAUUUAGUGUUUUUUUCAUGCAAUCAAGCAUCACCUGGAAGGACUUGGGGAGUCUUUGAUGGGAAAAAAAUCAGCAUUAUGAGCUUACCACUCAACGUUGUGCCGUUAAUAUAUGGUCUGUGGCCACUGGCGCUAAUCAAUAUGUCCGAACGGUAUCUUUGUGAUGAAAUACUUGCACUUAGUACCCAGGCGGAAUUGACUGCCCAUACGACAUUACAGUCAACUCAAAAACCCUUUUGGAGCCGAGCUGCCCGUAAUCCCUUUUCCAUAAUAUCUGCCCCUCAGCAUUACCUUUCACCACUUUCUGCAGUUAGCAUUGAGGACGGCGACGAAAGGCUUCACAAAAUUCGAAAACAGGUAGCCAAGAAAAGUGUAAAUUUCAUGCGGUGGAGUUUCGUUAACAAUCAACUAAUAGAAGCGACGAAUUAUUUUAGCUCACCAGAGCGGCGCACAGCGCACUCUGAAUAUCGUGCAAGAGAAGAACGAGAAGCAUCGUUAUUAGCGCUUCGCAACUACAAGGAGCACACGGAUAAUAUUCAUGAUCUUUCUGAUACUGCUGGCCCGGUUCAUUCUAUUUCUCUUAAUGCUUCAAAACGCACUGAUAUUAGUCAUGAUAUGAGUAGCCAUAACGAAGGUUUGGGUCAUAAUAGUCGUUCUGCAGAAGUGGAAGGAUAUUAUCGAAGUUAUUGUUCUUCUGAAGUAAAUCAGAAAGCGACCAACGAAUCCUCUAAUUUGAGUGAAGAAAAGAAAGAGACAAAUAAUCAAGGGCAGGAGCUAUCCUUUACUUCUAGUGAAUAUUCCGAUGCUAAUGCCACCACAAAAAUCGAUUUACCUGAUCCUAACGUCUUACAACACGCUGAUGGCUCGUGGGAAUAUCAGUAUCGAAAUGGUGAUCAAACUUUUGUUCUUACGGACGGCACCAAAGUCUUUAAAACUGAAGGUGUUACUACAACUGUGCGUACUGAUGGUAGUACCCUUUUCGAGUAUCCCAAUGGGUCUGUUAUCUUGGAUCGCUCUGAUGGUAUUCGUAUUACAACAUACCCAGAUGGAACUUCAAAGGAGGAAGAUAUCAAUUCCUGA
Messenger RNA from Phytomonas sp. Hart1, 1485 nucleotides. The record is from the annotation of a GenBank genome assembly. NCBI's taxonomy places the organism in Eukaryota, Euglenozoa, Kinetoplastea, Trypanosomatida, Trypanosomatidae.